Messenger RNA from Boeremia exigua, 909 nucleotides. RefSeq lists its product as uncharacterized. Lineage: Eukaryota; Fungi; Ascomycota; Dothideomycetes; Pleosporales; Didymellaceae. Bases 1 to 909 code for a protein of 302 amino acids. The transcript is spliced from 2 exons. The record is from RefSeq and is a predicted model, not a curated record.
AUGCCAGGACCAUACCCACCCAGAGUGUGGGCAUUGGGCGGCACACCCAACAAGACCGUUGACAUCCCCGUCACGGCUGUCUGUCUUGCACUCUAUGUAUGCGGCGCAGCGACUCACAUGACAAUUUUCCAAUUGAAUAGACGGCGAGGCUACAAGUUUCUGUUUAAUGCUGUUCUAUUCGGUUUCUGCAUGUCGCGCAUCGUAACCUGCAUCCUGCGUCUCGCCUCAAUAACACACCCGCUCAACAUCCGCCUCGCCAUCGCCGCACAGAUCUUCACUGCUGCUGGCGUCCUCUUAGUCUACGUUAUCAACCUCUUCUGGACCCAACGCAUCGUGCGCUCCCUCCACCCCCAUUUCGGCUGGCACCGCGUCCCCUCGACGAUCUUCAAACUGCUCUGGCCUCUCAUCGGUCUCACCCUCGUCAUCGUCAUCGUCUCCGUCGUCCAGUCUCUAUACACCCUGCGCCCGCGCACCCUUACUAUCGACCGCUCGCUACAACUCUACGGCACCACCUUCCUCGCCAUCGUGUCUUUCCUGCCCCUCCCCAUCCUUGCCCUCUGCUUCGCGAUCCCGCGCACAGAGCGCCCCGACACCUUUGGCACCGGCCGCUUGAGAACCAAGGCCGCCGUCCUCGUCACGGGUGCCUCCCUCGUGUGCCUUGGUGCGAGCUACCGCGCCGGCACUAUGUGGCGCACGCCCGUGCCGCGCAGCCAGCCAAUGCCGGAGUACUACCACAAAGCGGCGUUCUACAUGAUCAAUUUCGGCGUCGAGCUUCUGACUGUGGCACUAUACGCAGUUGCGCGUGUGGAUUUGCGGUUCUGGAUCCCAGAUGGUGCGAGUGGGCCUGGGAGCUACGAGAAGGUGGAGUCGGUUGAGCUUCCCGAUCCUGAGAAGGCAGGGGAUGCGUGA